UAUCUAUAAAUACCCUCACCAGGAUUUUCAAAUCCUCCGAACCUUUCCAAUUUCCUCUAACAUUAACUCCACCGAGACUUCCUUCCUCUUAUUCGUUCUCAUAUCUACGAAGAUUUUCAGUCAUGAUUUCAUUAUUAUAGAACUUUCUCGCAUUUCUACUCUUGAUAUGAAAUAUUCAGACUGUUCUGUCAGAUGAAAAUCUUCCAUUCAGUAAAGGUUGUCCUCCUGUACUGGUUCUACGUCUUUUCUUAAACUUGUCUAAUUAAUUUCAAGUCUCACAUACCAACAUUUACCUUUUCUUUUUCAUUAUCCAAGGCGUGCUGACUGCAACUAUUAUAUAUCAUAGUAAGUCCAUUGAUUAAUCCAGAAAAUGUCAUCAUCCCUGGCAAAGGCAGGCUCAUCAGGUUCUGACGUUGAUGCGCCAAAUGCUACGAUUGAUGAGAAGAGAAGAAAAAGAAUGAUUUCUAAUAGAGAAUCCGCCAGGCGGUCGCGAAUGAAGAGGCAAAAGCACCUGGGAGGUUUGGUUUGUGAAAAAUCAAUUCUGGAGAGAAAAAUAUACGAAGACAACGAAAAAUAUGUUGCAAUUUGGCAAAGCCAUUUUGCUCUCGAAUCACAGAACAAAAUCUUGAGGGAUGAAAAGAUGAAGCUGGCAGAAAAUUUGAAGAAUUUGCAACAAAUUCUUUCAGGUUAUGAAGUCCCUGAAUCUGAUCAAGAUAUCGAAGUUUCAGACAGAUUUUUGAACCCAUGGCAAGUUUCUAGUCCAGUGAAGCCCAUCACAGCUUCUGGGAUGUUCAAAUUCUAGCUGUUCUAGCUCUUAUUUCCAUGUCAUUUUCUCAUGAUUGAGCUUUCGAUUCUCUGCUUAUGUUAUCCACACUGGUUUAUAUCUUGUAUAUUUGCAGAAUAAAAUCUCGCGGUGUAAUUUUCUUUCUGAA
Populus trichocarpa (black cottonwood) is the source of this 932-nucleotide messenger RNA. RefSeq names its product bZIP transcription factor 53. Gene Ontology annotation, cellular component: nucleus. The transcript has a single exon. Gene Ontology annotation, molecular function: DNA-binding transcription factor activity; transcription cis-regulatory region binding. Lineage: Eukaryota; Viridiplantae; Streptophyta; Magnoliopsida; Malpighiales; Salicaceae. Gene Ontology annotation, biological process: positive regulation of DNA-templated transcription. Bases 371 to 802 code for a protein of 143 amino acids. The record is from RefSeq and is a predicted model, not a curated record.